GUUUGUACCAUGACCUCUUAUGUCCUUGACUCCAUGAAUAGUGGUGAACUUCGUCUUUUAAAGCCAUUCUCUUCAGCAUUGACCUUUGUAUAUGCUAGGGAUUUUGUGCUGUUUGUUUUGCUGCAGCUUCACUUACGUAGCAUACUUAGCGUGAAGCACUUGACUACUAGAGAGUUAUGUGCUUUUCUAUUCACCUCUUUUAUCGGCAAAAGCCACCAUUUACUUUUUUCUUCUCAUCGCACUCUUCCCUUCCUCUCACGUCUCAGGUUUCCCGUCGCCUAUACCUCUCAGAGGCGCCAAUACGCAAAACCUCAAAGUUCAUCCUCUGCUAGUCCAACUUUCUCUCACAACAAACCUCGCAACAAACCUUACAACAGACUUCUAAAGAAUAUAAGUCCAUAGAGCAAUGGCCGAUUCUUACCAACGCCCGAUGAUAAAUUGCUACGAGAUAUUGGAAACCACACCAUAUGCGCCACUCAAAGACAUCGAAAGUUCCUACAGAAAACUCGCUCUCAAGUUUCACCCUGACAAAGCAGGAGGUGAUGAUAUCAAAUUCAAACAGAUCGGCGAAGCAAUCAAUAUCCUCCGCGACCCAGCCUCCCGCUAUGAACACGACAAAGAACUCAGUCGAAGAACCAGAUACACCAGUGAGGGGGAGCCUUCAUCCGCUAAUCCUGGGUACAAAGGAUGGGCACCAAAGGGCAGGUACUACCGAUAUAAUUUUACCCCCAGGAAUCGAUACAUGUUCAGCUACCAAGAAAGCGUUCAUAUGAACCCUUCCUCGACCCAGUCACAGGAAGAACUGGCUCGCUGGGAAAAGGUUCGAGAGGAAGAGGCGAAAAGGCGAGCGGCGGGUCGUCGGGCUGCUCAAUUCUUUACUGAACAGGCAUUAAAGGAGGCACAAGACCGUCGGAAGUUUACUGUCAACUCAGCAGCAGAAGGUUUGAACGCCGAAUCGGUUCAUAGUAGAGAGCAUAAUGAUGAGACAAGCAGAGGUUUUGAACCAGUCUGGUGGGGUGGAGCAGAGCCGAACCGGGAUGGUCAUGGGGAUGAUGUGUUGGAAGCUGAAGGCGAUGGUGGCACCGAGAAUGACUCCGUUGGUGAAGCUGAAGUUGAUUCCGUGGCGACUGCCGAAGUGGAAAUUGGGCUUGGAACCGAAUAUGGAACCAAGUUCGAUAACGGCAACAAAACUACUUCUGGAGCAGAACCAACCUCGCAUAUUGAUGCUUACGUCGACGCGGGCCUGGAGGUUGAUGUUCAUGAUCAAUCUGAAGAGGAACCGGCCAUUGUCGAAAUCAACACUCCCAACACAGAAGCCAUUUUAGAUAAUACCGAGACCGGGGAAUUCGCAGCUACUGCAGAUGAUACCUUUCCCAACCCCGAGACAGACCCUUAUGUCGGUUCCAAAAUCGACCAAGAAAUGGAUGCCGCGGCUGAAACCACGUUCGAGGAUAACUCUUCUGUUGAUGUGGCGCAAUUUCAGCGAAGCUUGAAAGAACACAUGUCACUGCCCGCAAGAUGGACGAGCGGUGCAUUGUCCCCCUUAAAUAGUGAGGCUCAACUCAACAAGGAUGCAAAUUCUACCGGAUAUACACACAAUGACAGCACUGAAUCUAUCUACUACGACUUCAGUGAUGCAGCUCAAUCCCAGUCAGAAAAUUUGGAGAGCGAAACCUACCAUGAUUUUCCCACUGACAGCAACAACGAGAUCAUCUCAAACUCUUCCGCUAGCGAUGAAUCUCUUGUCCAUUUAUCUGAUAUCCCGGAGUUGAACGUUGAGAGUGUUUACCCAUACUUAGCCCCUUUCGUUCCAUUCUUUACUGCCAAAAUCGCCAGCAAGAAUGGGAAUUACAAUAGGCAGGACUUCCAGGCUGAACUCAUGGGUAUGGUAUUAGAAACUUACUGCGGAUGGCUUGAGUGUCUCCGUGUCACUGUCCCAGGCGCAGAAGAGCGCGAAAUUUCCCCUGAUCCGCGUGACUGCCGCCAUCUUGGAUACUGGAAGAAGGAACUCGGGCAUGAAGAAUGCGAGGUAUGUAAUAUUUGGAGGCCAAUAUAUAUGCUCGUGUGUCCGGAUUGUGGGAUCAAGAAGUGCGUGAGAUGCAAAUUCGAGAAGGCAAGUGAUCUGAAUGGUAUACCAGAUCAUUAGAUCAUGGGCUGUUUUUGUUUCACCUUCACUGAUUGUCAUUAUGUUGGAGUAUAUCCAUCCCGCCUUGCUUUAUGAUGGACUAAGUCCCUGUUUGCAGCUUGUGCAUCCUUGGCCGGGAAAUUUGAGAUUGAGCAUUUGAGCUAAGAGAAACAGUGGAACUUGAAUAACGCGGAAUAUUCACUUAUUAUCUGGGUAUAACUAUGAAAUAUUUAAUAAUUACUCUUUGAUACUUUGUUCUUUCCAUUUCAGUAGGCUAUUCCACAUGUUUUGCUCUUCGCAUGACUGGCCUACAUAUCUAGAUCCUGAUCUAACACAAAC
Aspergillus versicolor CBS 583.65 is the source of this 2464-nucleotide messenger RNA. Its product is annotated as DnaJ domain protein. The record is from RefSeq and is a predicted model, not a curated record. Bases 407 to 2146 code for a protein of 579 amino acids. Gene Ontology annotation, biological process: cellular response to misfolded protein. Gene Ontology annotation, molecular function: Hsp70 protein binding. Gene Ontology annotation, cellular component: endoplasmic reticulum membrane. Lineage: Eukaryota; Fungi; Ascomycota; Eurotiomycetes; Eurotiales; Aspergillaceae. The transcript has 2 exons.